This is a messenger RNA of Bombina bombina (fire-bellied toad), 2909 nucleotides long. It is a transcript of the gene DDX17, whose product is annotated as DEAD-box helicase 17. The coding region runs from base 145 to 1971 and encodes 608 amino acids. Lineage: Eukaryota; Metazoa; Chordata; Amphibia; Anura; Bombinatoridae. The transcript has 13 exons. Gene Ontology annotation, cellular component: ribonucleoprotein complex; cytoplasm; nucleus. The record is from RefSeq and is a predicted model, not a curated record. Gene Ontology annotation, biological process: alternative mRNA splicing, via spliceosome. Gene Ontology annotation, molecular function: ATP binding; RNA binding; RNA helicase activity.
CAAGGGCAGCCAUUUUGUCCGGAGCUUUGACGGAGAGAAGCGGUUGCGCGGUACAUUCGGAGUUUGAGCUCAUAUUGUCGAAGUGACCCCGGUGUUGCGAUACUGAUUUUAUUUUACGGCAAAAGCGGAAACUCUUGAGAGAAUAUGAGGGGAAGCUUCAUGGACCGGGGCCGUGGCGGACAUGGGGGAGCCCGCUUUACAAAAUUUGGAAACCCAGGAGAGCGUCUUCGCAAAAAGCGCUGGGACCUAAGUGAGCUUCCAAAGUUCGAGAAGAAUUUUUACUCUGAACACCCGGAGGUGGCGCGCAUGGCACCACAUGAAGUGGAUGAAUUACGCCGAAAGAAGGAAAUUACUGUUAGAGGGGCAACUUGUCCUAAACCAGUGUACACAUUUUAUCAAGCAAACUUCCCACAGUAUGUCAUAGACGUUCUUUUGGAUCAACGUUUUAAGGAACCCACUCCCAUCCAGUGCCAGGGAUUUCCUCUUGCACUGAGCGGACGGGACAUGGUUGGCAUUGCACAGACUGGAUCUGGCAAAACUCUGGCGUAUCUACUGCCUGCCAUGGUGCACAUUAACCAUCAGCCUUACCUGGAGCGAGGAGAUGGGCCAAUAUGUUUAGUUCUGGCACCAACCAGAGAGCUGGCACAGCAAGUGCAGCAAGUUGCUGACGACUAUGGAAAGACCUCAAGACUUAAGAGCACUUGUAUCUAUGGAGGGGCACCCAGAGGACCACAGAUUAGAGACCUAGAGAGAGGUGUGGAGAUCUGCAUUGCCACUCCAGGCCGACUUAUUGACUUCCUUGAAGCUGGAAAGACCAAUCUACGCCGCUGCACUUACCUAGUGCUAGAUGAGGCUGACAGAAUGCUGGACAUGGGCUUUGAGCCACAAAUUCGCAAGAUUGUUGAUCAAAUCAGGCCUGACAGGCAGACGCUCAUGUGGAGUGCAACAUGGCCAAAGGAGGUGCGGCAGUUGGCAGAAGACUUCUUGAGAGAUUAUGUCCAAAUUAACGUGGGAAACUUGGAACUUUCUGCCAACCAUAACAUUUUACAGAUUGUAGAUGUGUGCCAGGAUAGUGAAAAGGAUCACAAGCUGAUCCAGCUCAUGGAGGAAAUCAUGGCGGAAAAAGAGAAUAAAACUAUCAUCUUUGUAGAAACCAAACGAAGAUGUGAUGAACUAACACGCAGAAUGAGACGUGAUGGGUGGCCGGCAAUGUGUAUCCAUGGUGACAAAAGCCAGCAGGAGCGUGACUGGGUGCUAAAUGAAUUUCGCUCUGGGAAAGCUCCAAUCCUCAUUGCCACAGAUGUUGCGUCUCGGGGUCUAGAUGUGGAAGACAUCAAGUUUGUCAUUAACUACGACUAUCCGAAUAGCUCUGAGGACUAUGUGCAUCGCAUAGGUCGUACAGCCCGUAGUACUAACAAGGGUACAGCUUACACCUUCUUCACUCCUGGCAAUAUCAAACAAGCCCGUGAGCUGGUUAAGGUGCUACAAGAAGCAAAUCAGACCAUCAAUCCCAAGCUCAUGCAGCUGGUGGACCACCGUGGUAGCGGAGGAGUUGGCCGCUCCAGAUACCGCACCGUCCAAACUGCUAACAACCCCAAUAUGAUGUACCAAGACGAAUGUAACAGGAGGUUGCGUGGUGGCAAAGAUGGUGGCAGGAGGAAUGGCAGGGGAAAUGCACGGGAUAGUGGAAUGACUAGUAAUGGAUCGGGUAGGGGCCAAAAUCGACAGAACUACAAUUACUCAAACCAAAACACCAACUUUCAAUCAAAUCAAUAUGGCUACGGUCAGGGAAACUUCAAUGCAGCGACAACAGGGAACUAUGGUGCAGCUACAUAUGGCCAGGCUCCACAGCCGCUGAUGUCGCAACCAUUUGCACCGCCUGCUGCCAACAGUUUACUGAACUAUAUGGGUCAGCCCACCAACUACCAGUACCCACCUCCUCCACCCCCACCCCCUGCUUCUCGCAAGUAAAAUCCCUUCACUGGGGUUAACGUUCCAGUGUUCUGUAAAAUAGUUUUUAUCUACCCUUUUCCCCCACCAAACCUUUCAUCUUCCAUUUUAUAAUGCAUCUAAAGAAAUUGUGUAACUUAUAAAACAAGGCUACCAAAAGAAAGAAAGAAAAAGUUUAUAAGAUCUCUGCUUCUUAUAAGCCUGCUAAGGUCUUAAGGGCAGUGACUAGUAGUCUGUACAUGGCAUCUGAAAGGCAAACCCAUUUCAAUGUGUCUUGAAUUUUUUGUUUAUAGAAUUUUUACUGAUUGUUUUGUAAUUUUAUUUUUAUUUUUGCAACCCAAACGUGACUUUUUUUUUUUUUUUUUUUUUUUACAUAUUUGGAAGACUCAUUUUCAUUUGAAACUUUUUUUUUUUUUUUUUUUAUUUUUUGUCCAGUGAGAUGUUCCAGGUAGGUAACUAAAUACAUUUUUUUUUUUUUUUGUCCUGCCUUUUAAAUUUUUAAUUACACAGUAUUCAUAGUUAGAUGCUUUGUUUCCUUUAUGCCAAAUUUUACUUUGCUUUUCAUUAGAAGCCAUAGUUUGUGCUUCUUUGGCCAAUGGUGUCUUUAUAAUACCAUUUUGAUGUCUCAACUUGUAGGAGAGAGAUUGGCCCUUCUAAAUCUCCAUGUAUAUAUUUUUUUUUUAUAUCACUUAGGUUGCUAUGUAUUUAAAGUAGCAUCAUGAUUUUUGAUUCUGAAGCUCAGUGUUACUUUUGUCCUGCACUCUGUCCAUGUUCUUGUAUAUUUCAUGACCCCCAUCCUUACACACUCAGGAGAAAAAUAAGUUGCAUUCACAGAUCUUCAGAUAUUUGAUAGGCCUGUCAUUUCGAGGAUUUAUACAAAUUCCACAAGUCCGGAUUUGUGGCUUUGAUACUAUCUGACUAAUUUUGUACAUAUAAAUAAAAGUUGAAAAUGCACAAAA